UUAAACUACGAUAUCAAAAAAUACUAGCACUAACUAAUCAUUUUGUUAUUAUUAUUACUAUUACAGUAAUACCGUUCGAACUAUGAAUUGUUCAAUUAAUUAUUUACGGACAGUUAAGUACAAACAAUGAAACUCAACAAUUUUCCAUUUAUCUAGAUUAGUAAUCAAUUAUUUUAUUUGAACUCAUAACCUAUCAGGUAUGGACAUAUAAAAAUCUAAUGGAACGCCGAAUUCAAAUAGCCUUCAUUAAUAAAAUUAAUUAAAUGUUACAUAAUAUUGACAAGACGCACUUGUCCUAACUGGAUUUUUUUUUAAAUAAAAAGCGAAUUUUAAUUGCUUACAUGAUUAUAAUUUAAUGGGUAAUUAAUUGAAAUCAGACAAUAUGGAAGAAAUUGAUUCAAUAAUAUUUUGUACUCUAAAAGGAAUUGGUUGUGAAUUCUCAGAACACGAAACUUCAAUGACCAAUAUAGCUCAAGAAACAUUUAUAAAGGGUAUAAUAAUAUGUUUACAAAAAAUUCAACCGACCAUUAGUAUACCUCAUACUAUUCCUAGAUCUAUGUCUGCCAGAUACCAAUAUGGUAUCACAGUAGCAGAUGCUUGUAAAGUAAGAUCAUUGAAAGUUGGCUAUAAAUCUGACAUAGGAUAUCAAACUAUUUUAUAUGGUGAUAUUGUUGAUAUGAGAAGAAUAUUAAUGUUUUUAAUCGAAAAAUUACCUAAAGAAACUGAAAAUAUAAUAGAAUAUAAAAAUAAACGGUUCACAAUAAUUAAAGAACUUAAAAGAAUUUUAUCAUAUACUAGACAAACAUUAGACUCUUCAUCAUUAUCAAAUUAUUCAUUUGUGUCUGUUCCCUUGGACACAGGUAUCUCAGUACCUGGACAUAAAAGAGAUUGUACACCUGCCGAAUGGAGAAAUUUCUGUAUUAAUAGUUUAAAAUAUAUAACUGAACAACCAUCUGAUAUGAAAUAUUUAAUUCCUUCUCUAAUUACUCUUAAUACUAAGAGAUUAUUAAAUAUCUAUGAGUCAAAACUCAAUUCAACAGAUAAUUUACCAAAGUCUAGAAUCUACCAUGAAAAAAUUAAAACAAGCAAUGUACCAAUUAUAAGUACUCAUAAUGCAAUUGAUCAAAAUAAAAUUGUCAAUAUUAUUAAAAACGAACCAAAAGAAUCUCAAGAAUUAACAUGUAUUGAAGAACUUCUUACUCAAAAUUGCGAACUGAAAAGUUUAAUUUUAAAAGAACGUUCCUCCAAAGAAAAUCUUCUAGCUGAGUUAAAAAGGUUGGAAAAAGAAAAUACUGUUAAAGUAAAAAGUUUAAAUAUCAUUAAUAAUCCUGAGAUAAUUUCCAAAUUAAAAAAUAAAAUAGAAGCGUCACCAGAUAAAAUUAAAAAAAUGAAUAAUAAAUGGAGCAAAUACGAAAAUGAACAGAUAUUAAUUUUAUCUCAGUUAAAUGCAGAAAUAAAUAAAAAACGAGCUAAUAAUAAUAAACUAGAAGUUGUAUAUGCUAAUGAAAAAUUAAAAUUGCAAAAUAUCUUUGAAGAAAUAAAAAAAAAAGAAGACAUUAUUAAGAUAUGCAGAAAUGAUUUAGAAUCAAAGUCAAAUUACAAUUCAAGGUCGAGUUAUACUCAGAGAAUCUUAGAAAUUAUAUCAAAUAUCGAAAAACAAAAAAAAGAGAUUAAUAAAAAUAUAAUGGAAACCAGACUAGUUCAAAAGGAUAUAAAUUCCUUAGAUGGUAAAGUUGAACGAUGUUUUAUAUCAAUUGAUGAAUUGAUGUUUAAGGUUGCGAAAAAGGAUGAUAUAAUUAGAAAAUGUUAUAAGCUAUUAGCUGCUAUUCAUUCCAAUAGUUCAAGUAUUAUAGCAUCCGUUAAACAGACUGGUACAAUUGGAAGAGAAAUUAAAGAUUUAGAAGAACAGAUCGAGAAUGAAAAUCCUCAUCAAGCUACAGCUAACAUACAAAAACUAAAACAAGAUUUGGAAUUAGUUAAAAAUGAACAGCUUAUUUUAUUGAAAAAAUUGAAAGUUGGAUGA
Sipha flava (yellow sugarcane aphid) is the source of this 2023-nucleotide messenger RNA. RefSeq names its product coiled-coil domain-containing protein 22 homolog. Gene Ontology annotation, biological process: positive regulation of ubiquitin-dependent protein catabolic process. Bases 383 to 2023 code for a protein of 546 amino acids. Gene Ontology annotation, molecular function: cullin family protein binding. The record is from RefSeq and is a predicted model, not a curated record. The transcript is spliced from 12 exons. Lineage: Eukaryota; Metazoa; Arthropoda; Insecta; Hemiptera; Aphididae.